AGUAAAAUCCGAUAUUGAACAUAUGAUAUACACUCCAUCAUUAGUUUAAUCCAAUGAAGAUCAAAACCCAUCUUCUAUAGUAAAGCCUUGAUAAAAUCCCAUUCCACCCUAUCAUACGCUUUAUUCAUGUCUGUUUUAAUUGCCAUAUACUUUCCUUGACAUGCUUUAUUGGUUUGCAAUCCAUGGAAUAUUUCCUGAGCUAUAAGAAUAUUAUCAAAAAUCAACCUUCCUGCCACAAAUGCUGGUUGAGUUUCCGAUAUGAGGGAGGGGAGGCAUGUUUUCAAUCGCUGACACAAAACCUUCGAAAUAAUUUUAUACCCCCACAUUACAUAGACUAAUUGGACUCAGUUUUAUCAUCCUUGUAGACCUCUCCGUCUUUGGAAUCAUACACAUGUUAGUAAUAUUUAACCUUGAAUCCGUUUCUUCUGAAACCAAAAAGUUAUUCACCAUUUCAACCUCCGCAUCUACCCCAAGUUUAGACUUGAAAUGAUGGCUAGUCGGCAGUUCUUUUUUCAUAUUAGCUUCGACAAAAACUUUCGCUUCCUCAAAGCUAUUACAUUGGAGCAUAUUUGGGUAUAAGCGUUUUGGUUUUCCUACAGCACUAGCUAUGAAACCAAGGCCUUUCCAAGAGAAUAUCCUGUGGGGGACAUUCUUCAUGAUGAUCCACAUUGAAAUUGUUUUUAUAUCUUCGACCUCUUCUUCCUCCUCCUCAGGGGACCACUUUGAAAGAAUUAAUGGGAUGUUUGCAAUGUUCCACAUGCCCCUUUUCAAAACCCUUUUCCUUGUACCCUCGUCUUUGAUUCUGAAUUUCACAGUGUGAUCAUUGACGACGUAGACAUCAAUUUUGAUAGAUUUAUCUCCCAAAGGCAAGAUCUUAUUGACUAUGAAGUGGAUUCUUGCUACAUGUGGUGCCUUGUCCAGAAAUCGAUCUUCAAGAAGGUCAUCCCAAAGAGGUACAGAUUCUGAUAUCACAUCAUCCGGAACUUCAACAACUUUUUGUCCUUCACUUACUCAUGUUGCUAGAACAAGAGCGAUGGUCCAUUCUCCACGACUUUAACCCAUGACGUGUUCAACUGCUUCACAGUUUUACCUUGCUCGUUUCCGAGCCCGACUCCACGGCGACUUGAGUCUCUGGCGCCUACAUCGGCGUGGGGCCUGAUUGCUUGCGGUGAACUCUUCAAAACCCUAAUCUUCUCACAAAUCACCCUAUGCUGACGUGUCCGCUUAUUUUUAUAAAAACAGAAACCUAUUUUUCUGAUCUGUUUGUAUUAUUUUAAAAGUUUUCUGGAAAAAAGAAAGAGAGAACACAAACAAUGAAUAAAAUGCAAGGCGCAACUUCGCGAGGCCGAUAUGAUAAGCCUAACCAGGUGUCAUUAUUUCCUUGGUCAUCUUGUGGCCAUUAAUAUCCCAUCUCCCAAACUAACACUGUUCUUUAACGCACAUACACCCACACAAAAUGGCAGGCUUUAAUGUUUAGUCUCUAGUUCACGUGAAAAACAGGUUGCAUUUGGAUACACACGGCAGAUUCAAUUUUGGUAUCAUCAUGUCACAUCUAUAAGUAUAUACGACGCAUAUGUCUAUACCUCCCAAACCAAACAGAGAUGAGUUUUGGAGUUCGUCUUCUUUUGUUUCUCAUACUAACCCUUCCACUUGUUACAUCCUCUGGCCGCAACACUCCUGUUUCAGGAAUUGGGAAGACAGGGGUAGCAAAAAGAUUAUUGAUGGUGAGCAUCGAGGAUUAUGGUGAUCCAUCUGCAAACACCAGACACGAUCCCAGCGUUCCAACCAAUGCAAAGGCUGACACAACACCUUAAAAAAGUCGUUUUUACUUGUGUACUCUAUGUUUUUUUUGGGGGGUAAAAUUGUGUACUCUAUGUUGAAUAUAUAUGUAAUAAUAUCUGCUUUGAGCGAGUUGAAUUACUGUCA
This is a messenger RNA of Brassica napus (rape), 1926 nucleotides long. Its product is annotated as protein PSY2-like. NCBI's taxonomy places the organism in Eukaryota, Viridiplantae, Streptophyta, Magnoliopsida, Brassicales, Brassicaceae. The transcript is spliced from 2 exons. The record is from RefSeq and is a predicted model, not a curated record. Bases 1602 to 1814 code for a protein of 70 amino acids.